UAAUUAAAAAUAACAAACAGAUUAUUGCAUUUAAUCCGUGAUUUCGUUUGUUUUAUUUGAAAUAAUAAUUGAAAAGGUUUAGUAAGAUGGCGGAUAUAUCACAUGAACUCGGAGCCCUACGUUAUGUAGUGGACUCGUCGCUCUCCUCUAAGGUAGCCAUGUUCAACAAUCAGGUGCAACAGCACAAACAGGCGCAACUAUUGAAUCCUUUCUCACAAACAGAUGGUAGAGCUUCACCUAGGCCAACUUUCUCAAAAGAAGAAUACGGCAAACCUUUAGCUGGUAGCUUAACUGAAAUGCGUGGUCAUAAGGCCAACAUACACGUGUUGAAAGAGAUGCUGGAAUUGUGCCAGAUUAUUAGUUCAGAAGGUUACCCGGUACAGGAUGAUGCCGGCAUGCGGGUCAUACCUUUUGGCGAGUUAUUUAACAUCUAUAAUUAUAUAUCGGAUAAGGUAGUGGGCAUAUUGUUGAGAGCACGCAAACAUAAACUGGUCGAUUUUGAAGGCGAAAUGUUAUAUCAACGACGUGACGAUGACGUUCCCAUAUUCCUUUUGAGACCUAUUGCCGUAAUACGUAAGGAAUUAGAAGAGAAAAUGGAAAAUAUUAAAAGAGCUGCUAGUCCGGCCCCUCAAGCUACUACGGUACUCAUGGAUCGUCGUGCCCAUGGUUUAGAUGUACCCCGUGGAGCUACACCAGUUUCUCGUACGCCUUCACCUUCACCUAGUCGUAGCGGUAAAAACAGUCGUCGAUCCUCUCCACGUUCGUCUAAGGCCUCAUCACCGGUUCCGGAUAGUCCGAUUAAGUCACCACAAACUUCAAAAGCCACUUCACCAGCUCGUGAUAUAGUCGUUGAUACCAAGCCCCCCUUGCCACUCUCACCGCAAAUCGAUCUAUUAAAGGCAAUAAAUAAUGCGAAAAAUGAGAAGAACAUUUCAGAGCCCUCAUCACCUCAAUUGCACGAUAAUGUUACAACAGAUCCCAAUAAUCAACUGGAAAUUCAAUUAAAUCUGCCCGAAACCCCAACACCAAAUACUGAAACAUCUGAAGCUGUUAUCAAAACCGAUUUAAAUAACAAUAUCAAUAAUAAUAGCAGUUUGGAGGUACCUACUAUAGUUAUAGAAAAUACAGCGACACCUGCCAACUUAGACGAUAACCCACUGUCAACACUUGAUGAAAAUUGAAAAACUCUGUUCAAAAAUUAUAGAAAAAUGUUCUUUUCUAUUCUGAAAUUUCAAAUACAACAACUCUUCGAAUAAUCAUUCUCCAUAUUGCUCUUCUCUUAGUUACAGUAUUAAAAACUUCUAAAUUAACUCU
Glossina fuscipes is the source of this 1314-nucleotide messenger RNA. RefSeq lists its product as uncharacterized. Gene Ontology annotation, biological process: positive regulation of Rho protein signal transduction. The record is from RefSeq and is a predicted model, not a curated record. Gene Ontology annotation, molecular function: actin binding. The transcript is spliced from 4 exons. NCBI's taxonomy places the organism in Eukaryota, Metazoa, Arthropoda, Insecta, Diptera, Glossinidae. Bases 87 to 1181 code for a protein of 364 amino acids.